CUGUGUUUCAUGAGUGCUCUGCUUCCUAUGCUUUAUUUUGCAAAAAGUCAGAAGAAUCUUUAAAAAAAAAAAAAAUGAUGCAGAAUUUAAGCUGCAAAGUUCAAAUUAUCCAUCUUUUGCUUCUUUGAAUCACCAAAAGUUAAAAGAGAGACAAAACAAAGAUGGUGAAUCCGAUCCCCACCAGUGUGAAGAGGCUAUGGGAGAAAUGGAAUAUCAGAACUAUCAUUCUCUUCAGUCUCACGAUGCAGGCCUUUCUAAUAUUAGCUUCCCCUCUCAGAAAACGCACCGGCAACAAAUUUGUUAUGUUCUUGAUCUGGUCCGGUUACUUGCUCGCCGACUGGGCAGCUAACUUCGGGGUCGGCCACAUUUCAAGCAACCAAGGCAACGGCAAUGGUAAAAACAAUUAUCUUCUUGCCUUUUGGGCACCAUUUCUUCUUCUUCACCUCGGCGGUCCCGACACCAUAACUGCGUUUGCUCUCGAAGAUAACGAGCUCUGGCUCAGGCACUUACUUGGUCUGAUUGCUCAGGUCUGUGCUACUCUCUACGUCUUCAUUCAAACAGUUCCGGGGAACAAUAUUUGGAUCCCGACAGUGCUUUUGUUCUUGGCUGGUAUUACCAAAUAUGCUGAAAGAACAAGAGCUUUGUAUCUUGCAAGCUUGAGUAGUUUCAGAGAAUCCAUGCUCACAGAGCCAGAUCCGGGUCCAAACUAUGCAAAACUCAUGGAGGAAUACUCUUCGAAGAAAGACGCGAGACUGCCAACCAUAAUCCAUAUGACCGCCGAGCCCCGGAAAGAAUUCAAGCUCUCCAAUUCUGUUAAGAAAAAUGACAAGGAGAUGGAUCAAAUUGAGGUGGUGGAUCACGCUUAUCAGUACUACAAAAUCUUCAAAGGAUUAAUUGUGGAUAUCAUUUUAAGCUUCCUCGAACGCAAUCAAAGCCGUGAAUUGUUCAGCAAGUUGAGUGCUGAAGAUGCUUUGAGGAUUAUAGAGGUUGAGCUUAACUUCCUCUAUGAAGCUCUGUAUACCAAGGUCAUUGUGGUUCACAGUAAAUGGGGGCAUCUUUUCCGGUUCCUUUCCUUCGGUUCAACCGCAGCUGGGCUUGGUGUCUUCAUUUCUGUUGACAAGGAUGGUUUCGAGAGCGUCGAUGUUAUAUUGACUUAUAUUUUGUUGGGGGGUGCCAUAGCUCUGGAUGCAAUAGCCAUGUUUAUGGUCUUUUUCUCCGAUUGGACUGUUAUUGGUCUUGAUGCCAAGUCCAAGAAAAGCAAUUCGAUCUGGAUUCGUCCCCUCCGAAAGUUCCUCGAGUGGAAGAAUCCCAAAUGGUCUAAAGUAGUUCCCUCUAAGAGUAGCUCGGAUGAUGGUAGUAGUCAAGGAGGUUUGUUAUCACUUCUAAAACGGUGCUUUUGCUGCCUUUGCAAAUCGAAAAAAGUGGAGAAAAUCAAUCCCCUCAAGGACUAUAUGGUGUUAUCCACACCAUGGCUGUUUCGCCGAUGGUCUCAGUCCGUCUCGGCCUCCAAUCUGGUAACAUAUUGUCUCCACAAUCUUCCUAAACCGAUUCAUGAAGUUGAUAACAUUUACCAAGUACACCUUUGGUUUCGAAAAGCACUUCAGCUUUCCGGUCGCGGUUGGGACAAAAUCAUCGAAAAGUUGGGAGCCAAAGACUUUUUAGAUGAGAUCAAUCACGUGACGCACCGCAAAUUGAAUCUAAAGCUAUGGCGCUAUAUCUUCAACGAAAUGGAAUCGAAGUUGUCAGAUGCUGAGGAUGAAGAAAUUCUCAGCCAUAUAUGCUCUGCUAGAGGUGAAUAUGUUCUGAAGGAACGUGUAUGGGAAGGUGAUGUUUCUAAGUUGAUUCCGUAUGUUACUGAUGACGAAGUGACCUAUGAUGAGAGCCUUUUACUAUGGCACAUUGCCACCGAGCUCUGCUAUAAUUCCCAGUCGGUAGAAGAAAGUCUAAAACCCAAUGAUGAUCGAGAAUUCAGUAAGAUCCUAUCAGAGUACAUGAUAUAUCUUCUGGUUUUUCAACCUACUAUGAUGUCGGCUGUGGCGGGUAUCGGGCAAAUAAGGUACCGGGACACCUGCGCUGAGGCGAAAAAAUUCUUCACCAGAAUGGAAUUGGGACCGGGAGACGAAAAGAAGGCCUGCAGUAGCAUAAUGAAUGUGAAUACGGAGGUUAAACCUGUGACGGUGAAAGGGGAUAGAAGCAAAUCUGUGCUUUUCGAUGCGUGUAUUUUGGCCAAGCAACUGAAUGAGAUUAGCGAGGAAAAGUGGAAGAUAAUGAGUGCUGUUUGGGUGGAAAUGUUGUGUUAUGCUGCUUCACAUUGCAGACCAGAAACACAUGCCCAACAAGUUAGUAAAGGAGGAGAGCUUAUUACUUUUGUUUGGUUACUGAUGGCUCAUUUUGGUCUUGUAGAUCAGUUCCAGAUUAAUGAAGGGCAUGCUAGAGCCAAACUGAUUGUGGGAAAAUAGCUGAGAGAGUUCUUUUUUUUUUU
This is a messenger RNA of Ziziphus jujuba (common jujube), 2482 nucleotides long. RefSeq lists its product as uncharacterized. The transcript has a single exon. NCBI's taxonomy places the organism in Eukaryota, Viridiplantae, Streptophyta, Magnoliopsida, Rosales, Rhamnaceae. Bases 162 to 2459 code for a protein of 765 amino acids. The record is from RefSeq and is a predicted model, not a curated record.